AUGGUAGUGCUGCGGUUUAAAACCACUCGUGUGUCUUUUACCAUCCUCACGAGAGUCAGUGCCCCUCACGAGGGUCAGAUACAGAUGCUGUGUGAUCACCGAGUCGACGCGAAGUUGCCGACCGGCGAGGGAGUGACUGAAAUCGCUGACGGUACCCCCUGCUCUGUGUGGCGGCUAGCAGCAUCAUGUCCACCAUGGUGUGUCCGACCCGCGGGGGCGGGUGGGGGCGAUGAGAAGCUGGAGAAGCUGUCCCAGGAGGAGAUCAUGGCCAGCACGCGGCUGGUGGCCCAGGGCCUGGAGGCGCUCCGCAGCGAGCACAACGCCAUCCUGCACAGCCUGGUGGAGACCAUCCGCUGCCUGAAGAAGGACGAGGAGGCAGCCUGGUGCGACGAGAAGUCCAGCCUGCUGCGCAAGUCCGUGGAGAUGAUCGAGCUGGGGCUCGGGGAGGCACAGGUGAUGAUGGCGCUGUCCAGCCACCUGAGCGCGGUGGAGUCGGAGAAGCAGAAGCUGCGUGCGCAGGUGCGGCGCCUGUGCCAGGAGAACCAGUGGCUGCGGGACGAGCUGGCCAACACGCAGCAGAAGCUGCAGAAGAGCGAGCAGAACGUGGCCCAGCUGGAGGAGGAGAAGAAGCACCUGGAGUUCAUGAACCAGCUCAAGAAGUACGACCAGGACGUCUCGCCCACGCACGCUCAAGAAGUACGACCAGGACGUCUCGCCCACGCAGAGGAGAAGGUGGGGGAGACCCCCAAGGACUCUCUGGAUGACCUGUUCCCCAACGAUGACGAUGACCACGGACCAGGAAUGCCCCAGCAACACAACAGCGCUGCGGCGGCAGCGGCCCAGCAGGGCGGCUACGAGAUCCCGGCGCGGCUGCGGACGCUGCACAACCUGGUGAUCCAGUACGCCUCGCAGGGCCGCUACGAGGUGGCCGUGCCGCUGUGCAAGCAGGCGCUGGAGGACCUGGAGAAGACCUCCGGCCACGACCACCCCGACGUCGCACCGAUGCUCAACAUCCUGGCCCUGGUCUACAGAGACCAGAACAAAUACAAAGAGGCGGCCCACCUGCUCAACGACGCCCUGUCAAUCAGAGAGAAGACCCUCGGCAAAGACCACCCAGCGGUGGCGGCCACCCUGAACAACCUGGCCGUGCUCUACGGGAAGAGGGGCAAGUACAAGGAGGCAGAGCCCCUCUGCAAGAGGGCGCUGGAGAUCCGAGAGAAGGUACGGCAAGCCAGAGGGUCCAAAUGCAUGCCUCAAAACUCAAUACUCCAGGGCAGGAUCGGUGAGGGCACUCAUUACGGCGAGUACGGGGGAUGGUACAAGGCCUGUAAGGUUAGCAGCCCAACUGUUCACACCACACUGCGGAACCUGAGUGCUUUGUACCGCCGGCAAGGCAAGAUGGAGGCCGCCGAGACCCUGGAUGAGUGUGCCAUGAGAUCCCGCAAGCAGGUCCUGAGGGAUGGUGAGGGGGACCGUGAGCGCAGACGGAGCAGAGACAGCCUCUCCAGCAUCAAAUACGAGAGUGGCUCCGAGGCCGGAGAUGAUGGCAGCGUGGAGUGGAACGGGGAUGGCAGCGGUGCCAUGGUGAGGAGUGGUUCUCUGGGUAAGCUGAGAGACGUGCUGCGCAGGAGCAGUGAGAUGCUGGUGAAAAAACUGCAGGGGACCAUCCCCCCUGAGCCCCGCAACCCAAAUAUGAAGAGAGCCGCUUCACUGAACUACCUGAACAGCAGAGACGACUCAGAAUCGUUUCAGGGUCCAGGAACUGGCCGGAGGCUGAGGGACAGCAGAGGCCUGAGUUCCAGCACUGUGGACCUGUACACGGAAAAAUGAUCAUCACACACACACACAGAGAAUAAUGACCACUACAAAUAUCUGAGCAGUCAUGAACGAGAAUAGCACUUUUUUUUUCUGAUCUUGUCAAGAGCUUCAUGUUUACCAAAGGAAUCAGGGGCGCGUUUCCCAAAACCAUAGUUGCUAAGUAACUAAGUUACUAAGUAACUAAGUUAGCAACUUUGUCGGUAGCAAUGCAAUUUCCCAUUGCCAACCAACUAAGUUGCUAACAGGUUAGAAACUAUGGUUUUGGGAAACGCACCCCAGAACGGUAACUACAAAGCAACAACAAAUGUCUUCUCCAUGCAUAGGCCUAUGACUGGCCACAAUGUUCAAAGCUGUGCAUGCAGUACAUCUCUAUGGUACAUCGCACUGGGACAGACCUGACAGCGAGUGUGCAGAACGAGUAUAAUUACGUCCUAUUGCAUCUUCUAUCUACUAAUCAUGCCCAGCAACUACACUGUGUGUCAACUCAGGUAAUUAUUUGACUCCACAUAGCUUCCUGCUACACACUGUAUGUGCCCGUGUAUGCACUGCACACACACACACACACACACACACACACACACUCACACACACACACACACACACACACACACACACACUUCAUAUUUACGACAAUGUAUCGUUUUAUUUGCCACUUUUGAAACACAUUACCUCCCAUUAAGAUUGGGAUAUUUGAUGAGCUAUAUAAACAUUGGCACAUUGUACUAUUCUUUUUAUUUAAAUUUUUUGCACAGACUGAUCUAAUGAAGGUAUCAGCCAAACUCAAUACUUUGGUGCUGCUGCUAUGGUGCUUUACAUACAAUCAGGGUGUGUGUCUGUGACAUAGUUGUUAUGGUCACAUGUUUGGUGUGUUUAUUUUUAUUUUUUUUACACUAAAUUGCAUUAUUUCCUCUUGUUGUAAUUUGUACAUCGAUGAUGAAAUGACUUUUUCUUCUUCUUUAACCAGAUACGGGUCCAGCCUACCUAUCUGUAUAGAAUGAGUUUAUUGGAAGUGUGAUGCUUUUUUAAAAUAAGUACUUGAUUGCUGCACAGUCAUGUUUUCUGUUCAGGAAUAUGGCAAUGUUUCUAUGCUACUGUGCUCUUUCCCGUAAGAUGUAUCUUGUCUCAAAUCCAUGCACAGGUGGAAUUGUAUGUCAACCGCUGACAAAUAACGUGUUAAAAUGUGUGCAAAUGCUCUCUUGAAUGCUUUUAAGGUUCACAGUGAUUAAUGACUUUGCCCGUUCAAAACAACUAUUGAUGAAGAUUGGCUAAUAAAAAAUAUGUUUUAAAACAUAA
Alosa sapidissima (American shad) is the source of this 3111-nucleotide messenger RNA. RefSeq names its product kinesin light chain 1-like. Lineage: Eukaryota; Metazoa; Chordata; Actinopteri; Clupeiformes; Clupeidae. Gene Ontology annotation, cellular component: kinesin complex; membrane-bounded organelle; cytoplasm. The record is from RefSeq and is a predicted model, not a curated record. Gene Ontology annotation, biological process: microtubule-based movement. Gene Ontology annotation, molecular function: kinesin binding.